Eurytemora carolleeae is the source of this 472-nucleotide messenger RNA. RefSeq names its product ATP synthase subunit g, mitochondrial-like. Gene Ontology annotation, molecular function: proton transmembrane transporter activity. The record is from RefSeq and is a predicted model, not a curated record. The transcript has 4 exons. Lineage: Eukaryota; Metazoa; Arthropoda; Copepoda; Calanoida; Temoridae. Gene Ontology annotation, biological process: proton motive force-driven ATP synthesis. The coding region runs from base 20 to 307 and encodes 95 amino acids.
UUGAAUUUCAGAUUUAAAGAUGGCCGCUCUACUGAAGAAAGUCCCUGUACUGAUUGAAUUGGCUAAACCUAAACUAAACGUAUUCGUUAAAUACGCCAAGGUUGAGCUAGUACCUCCCACCCCUGGAGAGAUUCCACGAGCUAUUGCUGAUGCUAGUACUAAGAUAGCUAACCUUCAGAAGCAAACCUUUAGAAACUGGACUGUGAAGGAAGCUGCAAUUAAUACAGUUGUUGGACUAGAAGUUUUCUGCUGGUUCUUUAUCGGAGAGUGUAUAGGGAAGGGUAGCUUGGUGGGAUAUCAGGUUUAAAUUAGCAUGAAAAAUAUCAAUGACUGGAGCUUGGAUGCAUGAACUCAACUUGAACCUGGAUCUUGAAACUUGAUCUUAGUUUCAACUCUGGUCUGGUUAAGCCCAGCUAAAAAAAGUAGUCGGUUUUAUUUAAAGAUCUCUUGAUGAAAUAAAUAUUAAAACUUA